ACAGUAUAAAACGUUAUAUUCGAAAAUUCUUUGUUUUGCCUGUACGCACCUAGAAAUUCUAUAUCGACAAUUAAUCUUUAUUAUUUAAUAGAUUAUACAACAUAUAUUAUUUGGUUGAGUGGCACUGCAGCAAUCUGACUACAUGAACUUUAUGGACUGACUACUCUUUAUGGAUAAUGCACACUGCGUAAGACUGCGGCAUAUUUAGGUGCAACCUCAACCUUACAUACUGUUCAGGGUUCGGACAACAGGGUAAUUUUCAUAGACACAGAAAGUUCCUACUCAGAAAAUGCUGCAAUUGCACAGCUCCCCAAAACCACCAAAGCGAGGCAGACAUCUUUCUGUACGUCAAACCAAAGGUCGCCAGAUGUUUCUCUAGAAUGAAGACCGGGUUGGUGUUUCUGGUGAUCAAUUGGACACCGAUGCAGCGAAAAAGUCCUAUGUACUCUGAAAUCGAAUAACCGGAAAACGGAUGAGGCUGUGCGUCACUGUGCUGGGGGUGUUAGUGCUGCUGAGCGGCAGCCUGGCUCUCGAGGACAGCUGCCUGGGGGGGGCGCAUCACAAAAACGCUCCGGGCCCCGAGAGGAACAUGAGGGAGUGUUUCACAUACUCCAACUCUUCCUGCUGUCAUGCCAACUUCACGGAAAAGCUUGUCUCCCCGGUGACAAAGGUGGACAAUACCAGUUGGAUUACCUGUGGAAAUCUUAGCGAUCGCUGUGAGGCAUUCAUGAAGAAGAUUGAAUGCUUCUACCAGUGCUCUCCACACGCAGCCCACUGGGUGAACAAGGACUAUCCUGCAGGCUUCCUGAAUGUCCCAGUUUGCGUGAGCUUCUGUGACGGCUGGCUGGAAGCCUGCAAGGACGACCUGACCUGUGCUAAAAACUGGCUGACAGACUUCAAAUUGGAUAUCGAUGGCAACCACUGUCAGCAUGACUGUGUGCCAUUCAGCAAAAUGUACAGCAACGGAACAGACUUGUGCAACUCCAUGUGGGGCCCAUCAUUCACAGCAAGUUCAUCAAAUUGUGCCUGCCUGCAAAUGGAUGCUCAGGACAGUGUGGCUGUGCCUCAUAUGCUACACUCAGAUUCCAAAUCCAGCAGCUCUGCAGCCAGCCAGGAGAAGGCCUGCCAACACGUAUGGCUCAGUAAGGAAAAAUUUACAGGGAAGCAAGAGCAGUGAAUCUACUUACUGCACACAAACACCCAAACAACCACCUACGCUUUUAAGGCACUGACCAUCAAGCAGAAUAAUCUGCUUCAACGUGUCUCAACAGACAUACAUGGACCUGUGUAGGUUUUUAAAAUAAAUGUAUACAAUCAAAGCUUUUCUCUUUAAACAGAUGUAUUCAUGAAUAAAGACCCCAUUUCCACAA
Paramormyrops kingsleyae is the source of this 1370-nucleotide messenger RNA. Its product is annotated as riboflavin-binding protein-like. Lineage: Eukaryota; Metazoa; Chordata; Actinopteri; Osteoglossiformes; Mormyridae. The record is from RefSeq and is a predicted model, not a curated record. Gene Ontology annotation, cellular component: external side of plasma membrane. Gene Ontology annotation, molecular function: signaling receptor activity; riboflavin transmembrane transporter activity; riboflavin binding.